Cloeon dipterum is the source of this 730-nucleotide messenger RNA. RefSeq names its product Evr1_Alr domain-containing protein Alr (gene Alr). Gene Ontology annotation, cellular component: mitochondrion. NCBI's taxonomy places the organism in Eukaryota, Metazoa, Arthropoda, Insecta, Ephemeroptera, Baetidae. The coding region runs from base 30 to 557 and encodes 175 amino acids. The transcript is spliced from 4 exons. Gene Ontology annotation, molecular function: flavin adenine dinucleotide binding; flavin-dependent sulfhydryl oxidase activity. The record is from RefSeq and is a predicted model, not a curated record.
GACGAUGGUAGAUAAUGUAAACAACAAACAUGGACGCUUUCUAUCAUGCCGAAAAUGAAUCCUACGGCACCGGUGGCUCCAGAAAUAAGCCCUGCAGGACGUGUACUGACUUUAAAAGUUGGGCCUCGAUGCAGAAGUCUAAUAUGGACAGCAAUAACAAUAAAAAUCAAAAGAAAUCAACGGCCCCAUCCAAUACUGGACCGCAUAGUCAACAAGCCAGCUGCCCUGUAGACAAGGACCAAUUAGGCCAGAGUUCAUGGACAUUCCUCCACACGAUUGCUGCCUCAUACCCAGACAACCCUAGUCCGACAGAGAAGCAGACAAUGUCGCAGUUCCUCGAUCUCUUCUCCAGAGUGUACCCUUGUAACAUCUGUGCGGAAGAUCUCCAAAAAGACCUGAAGUCAACUCCACCUGAUGUGUCAUCACAGUCUGCCUUUUCUCUGUGGAUGUGCAAGCUGCACAACCGAGUCAACGCUAAGCUUGGAAAGCCAAUAUUUGACUGUAGCAAAGUGAAUGAAAGGUGGCGAGAUGGCCCCCUUGAUGGAUCCUGUGAUUAGGAGCAUAAUGUGUCUGUAGAUUUAGUGUCAGAUUUUUACUGUUAGGCUUGGACAGGGUCCCAACAAAAUUGGCCAGAAACCACAGAAUUUAAAAAAUUUGAUGGUUUUAAGAAUGGAAGCGUGUCUGUCUACACCAAAGUUGUUCACAAAUAAUAAAAGCUAUAUUAGUUCAA